AAAUUUUUUUUUUUUUUUUUUUUUAAAAAAAAAAGAGGAGAAUAAAAUAUAAAAAAAGUAUGAUAUUUAUUUUUUAUAAUGUUUCUUUCCCAAGUUUAUGAUGAUAGUAUAAUGUCAUCCAUAUUAUUCGGCAUGAAUGUGAUGGUGACUUUUUAAUGACUACGUACGGUAUCUGACAUGAAGAAACCUUGGACAGAAAUUUCAUUUAUUUUUUGUUCUUUGCUUAUUACUUUUUUUGAUUUUUUUUAGGAUAUAUCGUUAGUAACGAAAUCAUUUUUUUUUAAAUCCUGUUAAUACCCGAUUGGCCAUGAUUUAUAGAUGAUUUGAUUGGUUAAUAAGAAAUUCAUAAACCCGUAAGUUUCAAAAUAUUAUAAUUAAAAAAAAGAAAUGAAAAAAAAACUUAUUAUUCGUUCAAGAAAACUUGAUCAAAGAGGUCCUUGUACUCCGGAAAUGGCUGCUCUUUUAACUUGCUGGGCAACUAGUUCAGUUGAUUCUCCUUCCUGUGCACAAACUGUCCAAGCACUCACUGAAUGUAUGCGUAGAGCGCCAAAAAGUUCGAAACAUACGAAUACAAUUAAUUAUCACCUAGCUCGUCUCGGCAAAUUUUUGUAGGAAGGAACAAUUGCAUUUAAUUACAUUAUCAAUAUGAACUUACGUUAAUGUUAAAUAAAAUUAGUUAAUCCACAAGUGAAAUGUAUCAUAUUACUAGUCCAAAAAUUCAUGGUUUAUUCUUCAGUUUGGAUAAUGAUGUCAAGGAUUGAUACAAGAAAUCGUGAAUACCGACAAAUCCAAGUUUAUAAAGUACAUUCAAAAAAUGAACUCUAUAAUCGUUAAAUGAUAUUUGUAACCCGCCCGCCUGAAAUAAAUUUAUUUAAAUAAAAAGCAUAAAAAUACAAAUAUCAUUA
Rhizophagus irregularis DAOM 181602=DAOM 197198 is the source of this 905-nucleotide messenger RNA. The record is from RefSeq and is a predicted model, not a curated record. Lineage: Eukaryota; Fungi; Glomeromycota; Glomeromycetes; Glomerales; Glomeraceae.